UUCUUUAGCUUGAUAUCAUCGAGAGAAAGAAAGAACCCAAAUUAGGAUUGAAUUUCUCUUGAUCCUCAUGGCUUCUUCUUCCUUGCAGUGUCCACCUUUUGGGUUUUCAGGGAAGUAUUACCACAUAUCAGGUGCCGAUUGCGUACGCCAAGGCAGUUUUUUCGAGGGGAAAACAGUUCUGAAUCAAGGUGUUGGAUAUGCUGUUAUAUUAGGAUUUGGAGCUUUCUUUGCCUUCUUCACUUCUUUCUUGGUAUGGCUUGAAAAGCGUUAUGUGGGAGCUCGUCACACGUCUGAAUGGUUCAACACUGCUGGGAGGAAUGUGAAAACUGGACUGAUUGCCAGUGUUAUUGUUUCUCAGUGGACGUGGGCUGCUACAAUACUUCAAAGCUCUAAUGUUGCUUGGAAAUAUGGUAUUAGUGGGCCGUUCUGGUAUGCGAGUGGAGCAACCAUCCAGGUUCUCUUGUUUGGUGUUAUUGCUAUUGAGAUCAAAAGGAAGGCUCCUCAUGCUCAUACUGUUUGUGAAAUUGUACGAGCUCGGUGGGGAGUUCAUGCCCAUAUUGUCUUCCUCGGCUUUUGCUUCUUAACAAAUAUUAUAGUUACAGCAAUGCUGCUUCUUGGCGGUUCUGCUGUCGUAAAUGCACUUACUGGAGUGAACAUCUAUGCUGCAAGUUUUCUAAUCCCUCUUGGUGUGAUAGUCUAUACGUUAGCUGGUGGAUUGAAGGCCACUUUCUUGGCUAGCUACAUUCAUUCUGUUAUUGUCCAUGUGGCACUGGUUAUAUUUGUGUUUCUGGUUUACACUUCAAGUAGUGAGCUGGGUAGUCCUAAAGUUGUAUAUGAACGCCUCUUGGAAGUUGGGAGCAAAUUGAGGGUCUGUAUAGAACCAAUUACUCAUCCUGGGCAAUCCUGCGGGCCUGCUAGUGGCAACCACAAAGGAUCAUAUGCUACGAUGUUGAGUUCAGGUGGUCUUGUUUUUGGUAUCAUCAAUAUUGUUGGCAAUUUCGGUACCGUUUUUGUGGACAAUGGAUAUUGGGUCAGUGCAAUAGCUGCAAGACCUUCAUCAACUCACAAGGGAUACUUAUUGGGUGGGCUUGUUUGGUUUGCGGUGCCUUUUUCCUUGGCGACAUCACUUGGUAUAGGUGCACUUGCUCUAGAUCUUCCCAUAACAGCAAGUGAAGCGGAUCAUGGUCUUGUUCCUCCUGCCACUGCUAUAGCUUUGAUGGGCAAAGGAGGAUCAGUUCUUCUUCUCACUAUGCUGUUUAUGGCUGUGACGUCAGCUGGUUCCUCUGAACUAAUCGCAGUUUCCUCCUUAUGCACAUAUGAUAUCUAUCGGACGUACAUAAAUCCCAAUGCAACUGGAAAACAAAUUCUGAAAGUGUCUAGAAUUGUAGUUUUCGGUUUCGGAUGUUUCAUGGGUGUACUAGCUGUCAUACUGAACAAAGCAGGAGUUUCCUUAGGUUGGAUGUAUUUAGCCAUGGGAGUUUUUAUUGGUUCAGCUGUUCUUCCUAUAGCAUUCAUGCUUUUAUGGAGGAAAGCCAACGGAAUAGGUGCUAUUCUUGGAUCUAUUAUUGGUUGUAUUUUAGGAGUUAUCACAUGGUUAACUGUAACCAGCGUACAGUACGGUCGUGUUAAUCUUGACACAACUGGCCGUGAUGCUCCGAUGCUCGCUGGAAAUCUAGUAUCAAUAUUGGGUGGUGGAGCUAUUCAUGCAGCGUUCAGUUUUUUGUGGCCUCAAAACUAUGAUUGGGAAACAACGAAGCAAAUAACAACAGUUGAGAAGGAAACGAGUGAAUUACCAGCUGAAGAGUUCAAACCUGAAAAACUACUUGCAGCGAAAGCUUGGAUAGUGAAAUGGGGGGUCGUAUUUACUGUUGUCAUUGUGAUACUGUGGCCUUUAUUGUCUCUUCCAGCAGGAGCCUUCAAUUUGGGAUACUUCACAUUCUGGGCAGUUAUAGCUAUUUUAUGGGGAACAAUUGGAUCUGCUGUGAUUAUUGCCUUACCCUUGAUCGAGAGUUGGGACACGAUCCAACUCAUCUUAAUUGGAAUGCUUACAAACAAGAAACCGAUGACCGUACCCGACGCAGAACAACUUCAAUCACCAGAGAUAGAGAAGACCAAAAAGAACACAGAUGACAUACGAGACUCAGAAUUCCAUCCACAUAAACCAACUUUGGACCGAGUUGGUUGAAGCAUUAAGGCGUGCAGUUUGAAGUUGAAAGUGAAGUUAAUAUUUCUAAAAUGUUUGUAAUUUUCUUCCAUUAUCGUUUGUCCAUAUAAGUCUUGAACUUGAUUCGAAUAAAGUUGGAUUGAUUGAUCUUAAAUACGUCGGUAACAUAGACCACCAGCUGAGUGGGUCUUGCCAAUUGACCGCAUGGUCCUGCAAACCUGAUGGUCAUGAACUCCUUGGUGUAAACCUCCACCGCUGAGACCAUUUUCAGGGUCUUUAAGAAUGAUUAAUGCAUUUCACUUCAUUCC
This is a messenger RNA of Papaver somniferum (opium poppy), 2472 nucleotides long. Its product is annotated as urea-proton symporter DUR3-like. Bases 68 to 2185 code for a protein of 705 amino acids. The transcript has 9 exons. Gene Ontology annotation, molecular function: urea transmembrane transporter activity. Lineage: Eukaryota; Viridiplantae; Streptophyta; Magnoliopsida; Ranunculales; Papaveraceae. Gene Ontology annotation, cellular component: plasma membrane. Gene Ontology annotation, biological process: urea transmembrane transport. The record is from RefSeq and is a predicted model, not a curated record.